Messenger RNA from Rhineura floridana, 446 nucleotides. RefSeq names its product calmodulin-alpha-like. Bases 9 to 446 code for a protein of 145 amino acids. The record is from RefSeq and is a predicted model, not a curated record. The transcript has a single exon. Gene Ontology annotation, molecular function: calcium ion binding; enzyme regulator activity. Lineage: Eukaryota; Metazoa; Chordata; Lepidosauria; Squamata; Rhineuridae.
ACCCAGCCAUGGCUGACCAGCUUAUUGAAGAGCAGAUUGAAGAAUUCAAGGAGGCCUUCUCCCUCUUUGACAAGGACAGGGAUGGCACCAUCACCACUAAAGAACGUGGGACUGUGAUGCGCUCUCUGGGCCAGAAUCCCACUGAGGCAGAACUGCAAGACAUGAUCAAUGAGGUGGAUGCUGAUGGGAAUGACACAAUUGACUUCCCAGAGUUCUUGACCAUGAUGGCAAGGAAGAUGAAGGACACAGACAGUGAGGAGAAGAUCCAAGAAGCUUUCAGAGUGUUUGAUAAGGAUGGAAAUGGCUACAUUAGUGCAGCUGAGUUACGCUACGUGAUGACAAACUUAGGGGAGAAGCUCACCAAUGAGGAGGUGGAUGAAAUUAUAAGGGAGGCAGAUAUUGAUGGUGAUGGGCAGGUCAACUAUGAAGGGUGGAGUCCUGGGUGA